Cydia fagiglandana is the source of this 672-nucleotide messenger RNA. RefSeq names its product large ribosomal subunit protein uL30m (gene mRpL30). Gene Ontology annotation, molecular function: structural constituent of ribosome. The transcript is spliced from 3 exons. Gene Ontology annotation, cellular component: large ribosomal subunit; mitochondrion. NCBI's taxonomy places the organism in Eukaryota, Metazoa, Arthropoda, Insecta, Lepidoptera, Tortricidae. Gene Ontology annotation, biological process: translation. The record is from RefSeq and is a predicted model, not a curated record. The coding region runs from base 82 to 621 and encodes 179 amino acids.
GUGAAACGGAGAGGUUAAGAUUACUGGGUAUUUAUUUUGUGUAUUUUGAACAAUUUAUACUGGAUCAAAUAAAAGAUUAAAAUGAACAAACAUCUCCUAAAGGUUUGUAGCCCGUUGGCUACAUUCUCAAGAGCAAGAGGUUUCGCUCCUCCACCGGGCGGAAUCAAAUACCCAGGAGGGAUCACAUAUUACCCAAGGCAUCCAGAUCACAAAGAUCCAGAGUACACCCCUUCAAAGUUGUUUAGAGUGGAACGUAUAAAAAGCCUGAAACACCAGCCUUGGUACCUGAAACUGAUCAUGAAAGAGCUGAAAAUUGACGAAGAGACCAGAGUCACCAUUGUGAAGAAUAUACCUGAAAACAAUUCCAGGCUUUGGAAAGUGAAACAUCUAAUAAAAGUCACCCCAAUCACUUUCCCCUAUGGAGAACCUGCCCCUGAAGACAUCAAACAUACAAUCCUGAAAGAAAAUGGACAGUGCAUAGUUACAAAAACACUUGCUCCACAACCAGAACAGAUUGAGGCUUUAGAAAACUUUGAUAACAACAAAAAGAAAAUGGAUUCCACCACAAUAAAGAGAGAUUCUAGGCAUAAGUGGAAUCAGGCUUUUGGUGGUGGAUUUUAGAUAUUUAAACUUGAAUAUUUAUAGUAGCAAUAAAACAAUAGUGUAUUAAAU